This is a messenger RNA of Mustela erminea (ermine), 5980 nucleotides long. RefSeq names its product protein phosphatase 6 catalytic subunit (gene PPP6C). Gene Ontology annotation, molecular function: protein serine/threonine phosphatase activity. Gene Ontology annotation, cellular component: cytoplasm. NCBI's taxonomy places the organism in Eukaryota, Metazoa, Chordata, Mammalia, Carnivora, Mustelidae. The record is from RefSeq and is a predicted model, not a curated record. The transcript has 7 exons. The coding region runs from base 206 to 1123 and encodes 305 amino acids. Gene Ontology annotation, biological process: G1/S transition of mitotic cell cycle; peptidyl-serine dephosphorylation.
CAGCCUGGUUCGGCUGGAGAGAGCGUGGGGCGUGCGGAGUCAGCGGGGAGAAUCGGCUCAAAUUUUACGCCGCUGCGCAGACGCCUCUCACGGGCCGGACGUGACGUAGGAAGAGUUCCGGCUUCGGCCUCCGCCGCUGCCGCCGCCGCCGCUACUAGAGCCGCCGCUGCUGCCGCCGACGCCGUCGGGGCUUGUUAUUUCUAAAAUGGCGCCCCUAGACUUGGACAAGUAUGUGGAGAUAGCGCGGCUGUGCAAGUACCUACCGGAGAACGACCUGAAGCGGCUAUGUGACUAUGUUUGUGACCUCCUUUUAGAAGAGUCAAAUGUCCAGCCAGUAUCAACACCAGUAACAGUGUGUGGAGACAUACACGGACAGUUUUAUGACCUUUGUGAACUAUUCAGAACUGGAGGUCAGGUUCCUGACACAAACUACAUAUUUAUGGGUGAUUUUGUAGACAGAGGUUACUAUAGUUUGGAGACCUUCACUUACCUUCUUGCACUAAAGGCUAAAUGGCCUGAUCGUAUUACACUUUUGCGAGGAAAUCAUGAGAGUAGACAGAUAACACAGGUGUAUGGAUUUUAUGAUGAGUGCCAAACCAAAUAUGGAAAUGCUAAUGCCUGGAGAUACUGUACCAAAGUUUUCGACAUGCUCACAGUAGCAGCUUUAAUAGAUGAGCAGAUUUUGUGUGUUCAUGGUGGUUUAUCUCCUGAUAUCAAAACACUGGAUCAAAUUCGAACCAUUGAACGGAAUCAGGAAAUUCCUCAUAAAGGAGCAUUUUGUGAUCUGGUUUGGUCAGAUCCUGAAGAUGUGGAUACUUGGGCAAUCAGUCCCCGAGGAGCAGGUUGGCUUUUUGGCGCAAAGGUCACAAAUGAGUUUGUUCAUAUCAACAACUUAAAACUCAUCUGCAGAGCACACCAACUAGUGCACGAAGGCUAUAAAUUUAUGUUUGAUGAGAAGCUUGUAACAGUAUGGUCUGCUCCUAAUUACUGCUAUCGUUGUGGAAAUAUUGCUUCGAUCAUGGUCUUCAAAGAUGUAAAUACAAGAGAACCAAAGUUAUUCCGGGCAGUUCCAGAUUCAGAACGUGUUAUUCCUCCCAGAACAACGACGCCGUAUUUCCUUUGAGGCCUUCGCCCAUCCUGCUGACCCAUUUUUCCUCCCUCUUCUUACCCCAACUUUCGUGUAUUACCCUCUACAAUAUACUUUUUAUCGAGCACUUUGCUGCUGAAAUGCUGCCUCUUGCCUUUUUUUUUUUUUUAAAUUUUAAAUUAUCUAAAUUUAUUGUUUGUUCUGGUGUCUAUAGCAAUGUUUUUCUAUCAGUUUUCUCCCCCAUCCCAUCCCCACCUUGGACUCAUUUGAGAAGACUUGAGAAAUGUCUUAAUACUCUCACACUGCUGCAUGUAGCUCUUGCUUAUUUACUGGUCUGGGGGAAACAGGAUGUGUUUCCUCUUUUUUUAAAAAGCCAAUUGACAGAACAGACUACCCCGAAAUGCUCCUCCUUUUGUAUCAUUCAGGCUUUUGUUUUAGUUUGGUAAGUUUUAAGAAAUUUCAGCAGCAAAGUUGUUAUUCAAUGGGCACGAUGGACUGCAAAUGCCUCGAGUUAUGUAUACCUGUCCCAGCUGUAAACUUCAUUGUCCUUUGUUGGAUGAUAUUUUAAAUGGAUAUAAAAUAAAUUGGUCUAAAGGGCUGCCCUCCUUGUUGUGUUUUUAAAUUUUAGUUAAAACUGCUAUAGCUUAUGACUUUGUACAGUAAGAUAAUUGUAUUGAUCUUUUUUCAGAUUCCUUGUAUUUUUUAAUAAAGUAAUCUUAAAUAAAACCCAGAUAGGUUAAAGUGUUAGAAAUUUUAAACAGCUUACAUUGUUAGUUUAAAGUUAUUCUCCCCCCCACCCCCCAAAUCAGAGUUUUUGACCCUUUGGUUAUUGAGUUUAAAACUUCAACUGAAAUUCAGUACUAUUUAUUUAAAAAAAUAAAAAUCACUAAACUGUGCCUAAAGAACAUAACUGCCAUAUUAAUGUUUUGGUUUAUAUUCUCUAUAGUAAUAGAAAAACAUUUAAUACUUGUAAUGCUGAUGUGUUCAUUUGAUACCAGUUAAGUAGAAUGUGAUCGAUCCAGUUUACAAUCUAUCAUGAGUAUCAUUAAGUAAAAUCUGUGUACUUUUCAAUAGGAAUCAUUCUCCUCUUGCUGUAACACUUGACCUUAACUUUUAGAAAGUGUUCAUUUUUUAACUGCAACUGGAAAGGUUGAAAAGUCAGGACUCUUGUAUUUGUGAACUGUAAUUUGAAGCAAAUUUUAAAAAGUGUAGAAAGAAACAAAUUGUCCUAUUUUGUAAAGGUCUGUGAUACCGUGUUUCGGCUUUGUGUAAGUAAUUUGAAUAUCCAAAGGGUGUGAUGAUCAGUUCUUUAUAUGCAACUGUCCACUUAAUAAGGACAAGUGUUCCAGUGUCUCUUAUGACUGUGGUCAUAAAUGAUGUUGGAAUUCACUAUUUUGUGAAAUAGUUGGUAUCCCUUUACUACUAUAAUUAAUUUUUGUCAUUCCAGGAAAUCUUUGUGAAGCCAGCCAAUUAAUAAAGCACUUUAGUAUCUGUUCAGGUAGUUUUGAAAACCAACUUUUCCCCUUCAGGAUAAGAACUUCCAGGUUACCUAAAAAUGCAAUAAAAAUCUUUAUAGUCUAAGCUUCUUGGCACAUAAUUUUUCAUCAGGGUUUUUCUUUUAUUAAAUGAGCACAAUAAUAUUUUGAUUUUUAUUUUCUGCAACCACCUAGCUCCUUGUUUAGUUUUUAAUUGUAUAGCUAUAUGAAAGAAGUGGCUAAGACAUUUGCUGCACACACUUGAACUGUUGGGUCAGUAGCUUUGUGUUACUGCCCUGACCCCAGUGUAAUUCAGGGGGAAAGGUAUUUUUUAUCUUACAGGGAUAUGUAGCUAUGUAUUUUAAUAAUUGUGAAACACUGGAAAUUAAUGAUGCAGACAACUUGGUGUGGUCUUUGAACAGCUCUCUGCAGUGUUUUUUUCUGUUACCAUAAAUUGUAUUUUAAGUGCUUGCUCUCCUCUGCUUUUAAGUUGUACCAAUAAAAUCGGUAACCUCAGCCCUCCCUUCCCAUUUGACACUCCUUAGCUUAGAACGAUGUAGUUGUUUUAGUUAUCCCUGUAAUGUGACCUUUAUUUUUAAGUCAUGGUGUACUGCAUUUGUUUGUCACUAGUUGGGCAUGUGCCAAUAAUAUUCUGUCCAUUCCUUAACUGCCAUCUCUAUUUUGUCUUUUUUUUUUCUCUUCAGCUGAGUAAUGGCUUUUUUGCAUGAAAAAAAUAGUUUUUACUAUUAGACAUGUAAAGGGAAGAGAGAGUGAAUGUAUUGGACUUUGUAAGCCUAAAAGGAACAUUUGGAUCCCUCUACUAAAUAAGGGCUAUGUACGAUAUAGAGUAAUCAUGUAGUGGAAGAUACUUGGAAGUCAUAGAUUUGUAGGCAGGAGGCUCUGUUACUCCCUGUAUGUAGGCUGAAUGUAAAAUCCUUUAUGUUGUAUUAAUGGGGGUAAUAACUAUUUUUAUUUGCUGAUGAUAAUACUUGGUUUCUAAUAAAGUGUCCUAGGCUCUAGUGAGAACUGUCUACUUUUAAUUGCCAAUUACUCCCUUUCCCUUUUCCUGAUAUGCUCUUGGCUAGCUUUUUAUAGGUUAAUGCUUUUUCCUGAAAUAUCUCACUACUUUAAAUGUGUUCAUUUGGGUGUGAUCCUAAAAAGUCUGAAUCAAGAGCACAUCUGAUAUGCAACCUGCAUCAGCUCCUGUUCCAUCUGGAUGACCAGAACUGUUGGAAGAUUGUGACGUCUUAAACCCUGGGUUUUGCUUUUGAAAUAAGGUUUGAAAUAUUGUUCAUUGCAUUCAGAUUGGUGUGUUUCUGCUUUGUAAGCCCAACACCAGGUUUUGAAAAUGCCUGUAUUGCGAAAGCAAAUCUGAACUCUUUCUGAGCCUCUUUCGUUGUCAGAAAUAGAAUUGCUUUCCAUCAGCCUCCAGAAAAUUGUGUAUCUGGAGUUGAAGAGAUUUAACAGCACGGAUCCAGAUUUUUAAAUGUAAUUGUUUUUUAAAUGCUAAUGUUUGUAAAGCACCUUCAGUUCCUUGGAUGAAAGGUGCUAUAUUCUCUCAGUGUAAAUUAAUAAAAAGAUUGUAGGAAGUUUGUCAGAAACUUUUAUCUAAUGCAUAGUCUGUAGCCUGUCCCGACAAGUUAGCAUUUUAUAUAACACAAUUUAAAUUAAAAAAAUGCUUAUUCCUUCACUUGGUUGCUUGACUAGUAAACAGAAGUGAAACUUUCUCUUGUUCUGCAUUUGACUUUGAGCUAAGUGUUCUAGUUCUUUAAAGGCAAGUUUCAUUGUUAUGUCCUGGACCCAGUGCCCAGAACCAUGCAUCAUGAGAUCAUCCCAACCCUUUCAAUUAUAUGUGUACAGUGCGCCUUCAUGCUGAUGAAUAUACAGUAGUAAAACACCAAAAAGCAUUUGGAAAUUCCCCUGGUGUGGUGCCAGACACAGUAGCUGCCGGGGGGAAUGUUUGUUCCUUAUUCUCCUCCUCUUAAUUUUCUAUUUCCUUAUCAGUCAGUUGGUGAUUGCCUUUCUUACCCUCAUGAGAGAUUAUGCUGGCUUGGAUCACUCAAAUAUUUCCUUUAUUCAAAUUGCAUGAAAUUUAUGAGGAAUUUUUUGUGUGUAUCAACAAGAAUACUUGCUACAUAAGUAUAUUCCACUAAAUCCCUAGACACCCACUAUUGUUCUCAGCACUCUGCUUUUGUGUAUAAAUGGGAAUGAGAUCUAAAAGAUUGCAUGGAGGCAUUAUGGAAUAGUGUAAAGAAUAUAGGCUCUGGGAUCAGAUCUAGGUAAAAAACCCAGCUCUGCCAGGCAGUAAGAGCUAACUUAGGUAAAUGCCGUAUGUGCCCUAUUUUGUCUUUACCUUGGCCAUGGUUCUAUGACUGUAUUACCUGUCCCCACCUCCCACCCCCUGUCCCCCUUCAGAUGAAGGAACAGAUUUAGGAUAGGUAACUUUGCCAAGGUUGCAUAGGAGAGCUGGAACUUGAACCUCUUUAGGGCAUAUGAGAAUACAUCUUAAACCCUCUUAAGCCAUCUUACGCAGUAUUGGUUAUUGUAGCUGUGUGACACUGCGUGAAUUGGGUUCUCUGGAUCUUAAAAUUCUGUGUCUAAAAUAGAGAGUACCAUACAGAGUUGAUCUCAGGAUCAAAAAUAGCACAUAUAAAGUACCCAGUCCCUAGCCCAAAGCUGCCAUUUAUUGAGGGCUCAUUCUAAUAUAUCAUUUUAAUUAAAUGUAGGUGGGAAGUAAGAAUAAUUUAAGGUAAUACAUAAUUGCUGAUACAGUGUAGCUUAUGAAAGUACAACAAAUUUGGAGAAGAAAGUGAUGUAGAAUGGAGUAAUUGGGAAAGCUUAAAAGAAGUUUGAAUUAAAUGUAAACAAGAAUGGUGGGAUGUACAUUUCUUAUUUAGUAAAAUCACAGAAGCAGAGAUUAUUAGAACUUGCAUAUGACACGAAGAUAGGCCUUGAGGGUGCCCCUUGGGAAGGUUUAAGAAAUGAAUGCACAGCUCUAUUGGCAGAACCAGUUAUCAGGAGUUGGCCAGUUAUGAAAGAUCUUGAAAACCGCACAGAAUUUUAAUCCCUGUUUUUAAGAAAUGUAAUAAGUGAUAUUUCAAAAUUAGUCUUCUAGUGAGUUGAUGGCCCUUCCCACCAGGACUCCCAUUCCACCUGCCACACUCUUGUCCGACAAAUUAUUCUGUCCCCCCUUUUCUGAUUUGGUUGAGAUCAAGGCUGUUCACAGUUUGGUGAUUUGGGGAUUACAUAAAAUGUUAAUUAUGGGAACUAACAGACGUUCAACAACAUUUUUUCCCUUGUCAAAGCCACUUAAGAACCCCCAGUACAAUUUGUCAUCAUUAUUUCAUAGAAGGAAUGUCAUUUUUAACAUGAAAGAUGUAAAAAGAGUCAUCUCAGAAUAAAAGUCCUUUCUGUCAAA